AGGCGGCGGCGCGGCUCAGUGCAGCAUGAGGCUGGAGGCGUGCGGGGAGCUGCGGCAGCUGCCGGCGGGGGAGAGCCCGGCCAUCAGCGCCGUGAUGUUCGCGGCGGGCGCGCUGGGCAACGUGCUGGCGCUGGCGCUGCUGCUGCGGGCGCGGCGGCGGCGGGGCGGCGGCAAGGGGCAGCGCGGGCCCUUCCACGUGCUGCUGGCCGGGCUGGUGGGCACCGACCUGCUGGGCACGUGCCUGCUCAGCCCCGUGGUGCUGGCCGCCUACGGCCGCAACAGCUCGCUGGAGGCGCUGGGGCCGCGCGUGUGCGGCGGCUUCGGCUUCGGCAUGAGCUUCUUCGGGCUGGCCACGCCGCUGCUGCUGGGCGCGCUGGCGCUGGAGCGCUGCGUGGCGCUGGCGCGGCCCUACCUGUACGCGCGGCUGCGGGGCCGGGCGCGGGCCGGGGCGCUGCGGGCGCUGCCCGCGCUCUACGGGCUGGCGCUGGCCGGCGCCGCGCCGCCGCUGCUGGGCUGGGGCCGCUACGAGCAGCACUGCCCCGGCACCUGGUGCUUCGUGCGGAUGCGGCGCGGCGGCGCCUACCCGCUGCUCUACGCCUCGCUGCUGCUGGCGCUCGUGGCCGCCGUGCUGCUCUGCAACCUGGGCGCCGCCGCCGCCCUGCUCCGCAUGCGGCACCGCCGGCCCGGCCCGCCCGCCGCGCUCGCCCGCGAGAUGGACCACCUCGUGCUGCUCGCCGUCGUCACCGUCACCUUCGUCGUCUGCUCGCUGCCCUUCACGUUCCGCGUUUACGUGAACCAUUUUACCCAGUCCGAAAACUACCAAGAGGACCUCCGGGCGCUGAGGUUUCUAUCCAUGAAUUCAAUCAUUGACCCCUGGAUCUUUGCCAUCCUGAGGCCGCCGGUGCUGAGGUUGAUACAUUCUGUGCUGUGCUGUGAGAUGUCCUGCAAGACCAAAAAGGAGGCGCCGACGCUGGCCGUUGAACAGGCCGAACUCAAUAAGCAGACAGACCUUUGUAGUCAGUAGGCAGAUUUGGCAGAAGACAUCUGGAAGACCAGGGCUCCUCAGGGUAAAAGCAUGCACCAAUCGGUGCUUUCAGGUUGACGAACGACUACAUAUGCUGUCCAACGGACCAAACCGCAGCCGGGCCGAUGGGACUCUGUAGCACCCAUUGGAAAGCCCGUGAGAAGUCCACGUGAUGCGAGCACACGAUGCAGCACGUCAGAACCCCCUUUCGGGACCGUGUCUGAGAAGCUGACAGUAACUGGAUUUGCCUCCUCUAGCUCGGGUACUGUGCGCUCAGCAUAGGAUGCACUGCUGUCUAGCGUGUUUGAAACUGUUCCUGGGAAGCCCAGGUGACACUAUUGCCUCAUGAGACAACUCAGCAGAGGGAUGGAGACACCAAGUGUAGCUGCAGGACAGUGGUUGUAUCACCAAAGCCACUGAGGCCUCAGCUUGCUGUAGCUUAACACACGGUGUAUCCAACUACCGAAACCGAGCUCCUUCCCCCCUGCUGCUACACCUGCCUCAGUCCAUCCUCCCUCUCACCUCACCUUAGGCCUGAGCUUUCUGCCUCUCUCCCAGCUGGACUUGUAGCCUUCACUACAGGGCGGAGGCAGCAAGGGGCUGAUGGUGCCUCAAGCUCACAGCCCAUGUGCCAGGCGGGGGGACACACGGGGUCCUGGCAGCCUGUGAGUGCCGGAGGUGCUCGGUGCUUGUGCAGAGGCAGGGAGGGAGGUUUUCUCUGCUCUUGUGAGGGGCUCCUCUAUCACCCACCACCUUUGUAUCCCUGGGCUAGGUCCACAAACUACAGGCCGCAGGACGUCGCUUGUACGUGCUGGUUCCUGGAGGGGAACCGGCCGCCUGUCUCAGGGGUCCUGGCCUCCGCUGUGGUGCAGGGGGGAGUUGGACCCUCACAAUAGCAUCUGAAGCAGCCGGUACGUGGAGCAGGACGCUGGCACGCAGCCCCAGAGCGAGCCACGGCCCAGUACCCCCCAUGAGCUGGUCCUUACCUCGCACACUCAGACCUGCAAAGUUUCUCCUGAACUGGGGACCCAGCCGGUCCUGUCAGGCAUCACUCACUGCCUCAUCUAACCUCGCUCAGCAUCGGCCCAUGAGCCAGAGCCAUCCCAAUUUUGCAUUCUGGUGUGUGCAGAAAGGUCCUUUCCAUCUCAGGUUUGAUCUUUCUGGCUGAAUGCUGAAUUCUUCUCACCUCCCCUCUGCCUGCCUGUGUGCCCGCCCUGAGCUUCCCUCUGCUAGCACAGGACCCUGGCUUGCUCUGUGCUGGUGCUGGGUCACACAUACACGUCAACCCCUGCCUGCAGGAGGCUAGAUCCUGUGCAAAGAACAGCUAAAUAGUGAAGGCAGCACUUCCUUGCCCGAGUCCUGAACCUGAAUGUGAACCCAUAAACAAAGAUCCAGGCCUACGGUCGAACGAGCUGAAAGGGCAGCUCCAGCAGCAGGUGCCCUUUUUCCACGGACCCAGCCACUGGCAGCUGACUUCAUGCACACACUGAUAUAACUUCUCCCAUGGGCUUUCCACGCUGGAGAUGUGGCUUGGUCUCAUGCUCCGUCCUCACCAGUCUGCUGGUGAUACAGGGGGUGUCCCCUGGCAGCACAGGCUAGGAAGGGACUUCUGGAGCCGGUGUCUGAUGUGACAGGCAGCUGUGUGGGUCUGUAAGAGCCUCCACUCCAGCCCCCUCACACCCCAGGGUCUCCGAGCCCUCGAUAACAGGAGGGCAACCCCCCGCAGUGUUCAGGGAGAGGGCAGGAGAGCAGUCCUACAAAAGCCUUGGCAAUUGCAAUGGCAGGGAAGGUGCUAAGUAUUAGAUUUGGCUCUGAUGACCCUGGGAAGCGUAAACCACCCCAUGCCAGAGGGCAGGAAAAGCCCUCACCAGUCUCUGCUGGUCUGACCUGCAGGGAAUUACCUCCUGACCCAGAGCACAAGAGCAAGCCCCACCACCCAGGGACUAGCUUGUACCUCAGAUGCUCGGCUUGUGAUAAAGGGCAUGGAGGACCUGGGCAGCAGAGGGAAGACAGCCCUGCAUGGGGCGGCUUUGCUCCCCACCCUGCCUUGCUGCGCCUGAUCAGGUCUGGCAGGACAGCAGAGGCCCUUACAGCCCCUCAGCUCCCAGGCUGACCCUUCAAUGUAAAGGACAGGCAAAAACUGGCCCUAAAGACUACGAAAGGCAGGUGCCUUCCCUCUCUUGAGUUUCAGGCUUGUAAGCCAAGGCAAUCCCUGUCUGUUAUGGAGGGCUGGGGGCAGUGUCGGGGCGGGUGAUUUGCUGCUCUUGGAGCCAGCGAUGCUGCCUGGUUGCACGAUCAUUAGUGCGAAGCAGCUCCUCGACUUGUUAGUGUGAAGCAGCUCCUUGCUCCUAUUCUGGGACCUGAAUGAGGGUACGGGAGCACCUGGCUCGUACAGCACUUGUCUGGCUGGCUGGCUCGUCUUGCACAUUAGGAACAGCUUUGAAGAGCAAACGGAGACAUGCCCGAGCUUGGUCCUGGUGCAGAGCCAGCCCAGUCCGCUCUCGGUGAAGCCGCCAGUGCUACCAGGGCAGAACCGGCCCCGUAGCUGCUUGCCUCGCACAGGCCAAAUGGCUGCUGAUGAACAGAGAAUGGCUGGACGCGGUCUACUCCAGCAGCCGGCAUGCAAGCUAGCGUGCCGAGUCCCAGCUCUGUGGCAAUGACGCCAGCUGCUUAGGCAUGCCGCUCUGCAUGGCACAGGCCUUUCCUCGGGGUAUGAGGCCAUGUCGGGAUGGACCGAUGCACAGAAGGCCCCUUCGUGCUCAGCCUGCAUUGCUAACGCUGCUUGGCCUCACAACUGAUAGCAGUACGCAUCGGUGGCAUGGACUGGAACGUGCCCCAUCAUGGCAGGCCACCCCCUUCUCACCCCCACAACCCCUUCACUGCGCACAUCACGGCUUGCCUGUGCCCCCCUCACGGCUUGCCUCUGCCCCCUCUCCUCGGGCAUCUGAACAUCCCAGGGCUGGAAAGCCCGCAGGUUACAUUGAACAGUCAGCUCAUCUCAGCCUUCGCCCAGCAGGGCUAUGACCCCCUAGCCUAUUCUGCUUUCAGUCCAUUCACCCUGGCCCCACUGAGCUCGAGGCAGGCAGAGCGGUAUGGACAUCGGUGCCCGGACAAACCGCGGGCUCUCUGCAUGGAAAAUGGGCUGACCUCUCUCUCUUGCAGAGCGCAAGGCUUAGUCAAUAGGAAAUGAAACGCAGCACUUUCCUUUGCUGACAACUUAUUUUCAUAUUGCGACAUGAGUUGGAACGCUUGAGGGUGUUGCUUUCUGGGGAGAUUUUUAUUUAAAUACAUAAAACCCGUAUGUUCAGGCUGUCAGAUACGCACCGUCUGAUAUGUUUAUUCUUGCCAGUGCUGGUUUGUGUAUCCGGACGUAGUACUCUCUUCCUCGGGAUUUCAGGGUAAAUGCUGCGUUACGUCCACAUGCUAUGCAAUCCCCAUUAAAGGCCAGAGAGCAAAUCCGUCGCUGGUGUAAGAGGCUACAGCUCCACCAGUUCAACUGAGAAUCACCUCGUUUUAUCUCCCCCUCUUCCCUUCCCUGCUGUGUGAUUCUGAUUUGGGCCUCAGAAGCUGCUUUUGCCAGAGAUGAAUUUGCUAACAUGGGAUAGCUGAUGUCAGACGUCUCCGGAGACUGCGUUGCUCCACUUCCUAAUGAAUCUGAAAGCAAUGCAGUGUUUUAUUUCAUUGCUACUUGAUCUUUGUGAUGGGUAUUUAAGGGUUCAAUUACUGCCUGAAAAUAACCAGGCAAAGUCCCAAGCUUUUCCCGUUCCUGUGAUUGAUGCAUAGUAAUAAAAGUCAUCUUUCAAACAAA
Molecule: messenger RNA, 4832 nt
Organism: Alligator mississippiensis (American alligator)
Lineage: Eukaryota; Metazoa; Chordata; Crocodylia; Alligatoridae
Gene: PTGER2
Product: prostaglandin E receptor 2
Exons: 2
Coding region: 26-1024 (332 amino acids)
Biological process (GO): inflammatory response; cellular response to prostaglandin E stimulus; adenylate cyclase-activating G protein-coupled receptor signaling pathway
Cellular component (GO): plasma membrane
Molecular function (GO): prostaglandin E receptor activity
Source: RefSeq, a predicted model, not a curated record